AUGGCAGAUGGAAGCAGCACACCUGCGGACCGACAUUCACAUCACUUCAAUGUUAGAUUCAAAGACAAUGUCACUGAAGAGUACACUAUUUACUGUGAUCAGCCUUGCACAGUGCUUGAGGCAAUAAAAUCAAGUAAAAGAUAUAACAAGCUGAAGUGUACUGAUGAAAACAUUGUAAUUCAGCUCCGUAAGACAGACAGGGAAUGUGUUGUUGCAACACAUUUUCCUUGUUCUUGCGUAGGGGAUGGGGCUUUACUUAUCCUAUCAUGUAAACCAGAAAAGAUUGAAGGGGUCCUAAACAAACCCUCUGAAAUAGUACAUCCAAGAAACAGAUACUCUGUGUUCUACAUUGAAAGCCAGGGAGGAAAAAACUCUAGAACAAAAGAGAUCUUAAGAAAUAACACAAUGAAACAGUUUACGUAUCUGUGUGUCUACGGAGAGAAAGGGAUGACUGUGGAAGAAUGUCUGAAAAGAGACGGUCGCUUCAUUGAUAACCUCGGUGACUUUGAGCUGUCUGACAGUAAGAAUCAUGACCGCUUCACUGAGCAUACGCAAAAGGUUGACAACCUACAUGAAAAAGAAUUUAAGAUAUGUCUUCCACGGAACAAGAAUACUAAUUGGAGUGACUCAAAAGUCUUAGAAGUAGCAAAGCGGAGAGGAACCAGUGUGAAAACAUCACUGGAUAAAAGUGGCAGCAGUGAGACCACUGAGAUUUAUAAAAUACUGCGUCAGCAGUUUCCAAAACUGAAAGAAAUCAUGGAGAGUCGAUUCCCAGGUGAUUCUUAUGAGAAAGCCGUGAAUCUGAGGAAGGAAAACUUUGGAAAGAUCCAGAAGUCCUUUAGUGAAGUUCACAGAGUCCGAAAACUGCUGGAACUGAGCAAGUCAGUCUGUAAAGUUGUUGUUGAGAAUGGUCGUACAGGCACAGGCUUCGUACUGUUUGAUAACUUUAUCCUGACUAACGCACAUUUAUUUAUGGAUGAAGAAGGUAGAGUAACUCUGGAGGAUAUAGAUACGUUUACUUUGUUUAACUAUGAUGAUCCUGAUGAGCGUGACAUUAAUUGCAGCUGCUUUAAAGUUAAGAAUACACUCACUGAAUUCAUUGAUGGUGAACUAGAUUAUGCUGUCCUUGAGCUCAACCCUGAGGGCCCGGAGGUGCCACCAGGGCUCCUGAAGAAAUUUGGUCCAGUGCCUCAGAAUGGUGAAGCCUGUAUUAUUGGCCACCCAGCAGGAGAAAUCAAACAAAUGGAUCCCACAUGCAUCAUUGAGAAAGAGAACAGAGGAAAGGCUGUUGAUGAUCAUUUAGAGCUGUACAGUGACUUCCCAUUAGUUAUACACUCAAUCAGGCAAGUGAUCACAAAUCAAGGCAUUAAAAACAUCUUGAUGGGUGGAAAUAAAGCAGAGAGAGUAGUGACUUACAAAACGUUCAUGUAUCACGGCUCUUCUGGCUCCCCAGUGUUUGAUGCUCAUUGCAGAGUGUUUGGUUUGCACACAGCAGGAUAUACCUAUGGGUUUAAAGACCACAAAGAGAGUGUAAUAGAGUACGCCCAACCCCUGCGUACUAUAUUUAAAAGCUUAAUGAUCAAGAUUGAGAAAAGUGGAAAUGAGGAACUGUUGAAGAGAGUUAAGGAGGAAGCAAAGGGAAACCCAGACCUGGAAGAGGUUCUAAAAGUUGAGCCAGAAGAUGAUGUGUUAGUGAAAUCAGAGUAG
Messenger RNA from Scomber japonicus (chub mackerel), 1707 nucleotides. RefSeq names its product serine protease FAM111A-like. The coding region runs from base 1 to 1707 and encodes 568 amino acids. The record is from RefSeq and is a predicted model, not a curated record. Lineage: Eukaryota; Metazoa; Chordata; Actinopteri; Scombriformes; Scombridae. The transcript is spliced from 2 exons.